Molecule: messenger RNA, 7851 nt
Organism: Biomphalaria glabrata
Lineage: Eukaryota; Metazoa; Mollusca; Gastropoda; Planorbidae
Product: lysine-specific demethylase 6A-like
Exons: 25
Coding region: 740-4141 (1133 amino acids)
Biological process (GO): regulation of gene expression
Cellular component (GO): MLL3/4 complex
Molecular function (GO): RNA polymerase II cis-regulatory region sequence-specific DNA binding; chromatin DNA binding; protein binding
Source: RefSeq, a predicted model, not a curated record
GCUGUGAUUACAUAUUUUGUUAAAUUGUACACAGACAAAGCCGAUGUCUGCCAGGGCGGGGGUGAUAGUAAGUGUUCUCAUGUCAUCGUGAUGGAUUGUGGGAAUAAAAAUAAACGCCCUUUUGCAUGCAGUCUUUAGACUUCCGUUUGAAAUGAUUGGAAGUGCACGCGCCUGUUUGUUAGAGUACAAAAAACAAAACUUGUUUUGAUCUGGGUCCGUAUUUUAAUCCGUUGGAAAAUGUGUAAUCGCUUUGACUGUACCGAAACAUCAUUGGAAUGUGUCCAAUUCUAUUAACGAAUGUAGGACACGUUUUGCUGGGUUUAUUAUGGAAAGCUAACUUUUUUUAAAACGUCCACAAGUCGUUAUGGAAGACAACUGUUAUAGUACAAAAAAAAAAAUGGUAGUCUUCUCUAACGGGACUGCCCGAAGGCUUUUAAGCAUCUCUCCAAAGGCAAAAGGGUAGAAUAAAAAAAAAAGUCUGCCCCUGCCACCUGUGUUAGCACCUGGCCUAUUUCCCCUUCUCGUGCCUUCUAUUAUUGCCACCCGUCCCAGUUCGAGCCGGACGAUCCAUUAUUUGGUUGGUGAAGUAGAGCGAGACUGUCCCGGAACAAGACACGUGCGGGAUAUGUUACACACUUUAUACAAACUUAAAUAAAGGGCUACUCAGAUAUUUCAACAACUUUUGUAUGCAGAACCAGGUUUUAGGAGAGCCUCGGAGGUUCAUCUUCGACUGGCUUUAAUGUUUAAAGUGCUCAAGCAGUAUGACAACAGCCUUAAGCAUUUUAAAUUAACUCUAGCAGACUCUAACCCCUGUAUUAGCUCCCAAGCUGAAAUAAAACUUCAUAUAGCUCACCUUUAUGAAAUUCAGGGUAAAAGCAAACAAGCCAAGGAGGCCUAUGAGCAGUUUAUUCAAGGAGAUAAUCUUACACCCACAUUAAAGGCUGCAGCUCUACGUCACCUAGGUUGGUUGUACUACACUGUAAGCCAACUGGCAGACAAAAACGUUCGGGAGAAUUUGGCAAUUCAACACCUGAAGGCCUCAGUUGACAUUGACUCCUCAAAUGGUCAAGCUUGGUAUUUGCUAGGCAGGUGUUUUUCUGGUGUAGGUCGAGUUCAUGAUGCCUUUGAUGCCUAUCGUCAGUCUAUUGACAAGUCAGAGGCAAAUGCUGACACUUGGUGCUCCAUAGGGGUGCUGUACCAGCAACAGAACCAGCCCAUGGAUGCCUUACAGGCCUACAUCUGUGCUGUACAACUUGACAAGUCUCACACUGCAGCCUGGGCAGAUCUUGGUGUCCUUUACGAGACCUGCAACCAGCCCAAUGAUGCGCUUACUUGUUAUCUGAAUGCUACAAGGAACUCUGAAUCUAAUUCUAAUUUGGCAGCAAAGAUAAAAUUUCUCCAACAGAAUUUAGCUAAUAUGCCUCUACAGCAUUUUCCAAACAAAAAUCAGACUCUGCCUAGUAUUGAGGAAGCUUGGAGACUUCCUAUCCCAGCUGAGCUAACAUCUAGGCAGGGCAACACAGGUCCAGCAGCUGUUCCUGGACGUGGACCAGGGACAGCUGCCCAAGAUUCAGAUUCACUGUAUGGAGAUGAUAAAAAGAAAAGGUUGAAGGCAAUGAAAAGGCCUUCUACUGAACCUCUAGAAAUGCCUCCUCCCCAUCCCCCUGCCACACUUUCCCAGCACCAACUGCACAUGAUGCAGCGUAUGGUGAGUAACCAGGCCAACCUCAACCCUACUCAGCAGACUCUCUUAAGGCAGCUCCAGGAACAACAUAUGUUGUCCCAGCAAUUUAAGCAGCAGUCAUCAACACUUUCAUCUCAAGGCAGAGUUGGUCAGCAAUGUGGACCGAACCCGCCAUCAUCCAGUUUGUCACCAUUGAACUUUGGUGGUCUCCCAGGAUUAAACACUAGUGCUACCAUCCAGCCUGGGCCUUUCCUCAACCCUCUUGAAACCAGUCCCUCCAAGCUGGAUGAAAAAUUUCAAUUCUCACCCCAGGACAUUGCCAUGGCCGAGGAUGUCCUGGCUGAGAUUGCUGGCAAGGGGAGCUCAUCAUUGUCCACUUCACCCAAGCUCGGCAUACCUUCUAGUGAAGGUGGGUCGUGCCCAUCAUCUACACCAUCAUCUGUGGACAACCUUCUUCAAGGCAGCAAAGACCACAAUGGUGGGUCCUUGAACUUAAACAAUAGCGGUGGUAUUCAGGGAAGGAUAACCCCGAGUGGCCAGGGGCGAGUGACUCCAAGCUCCACUUCUGUACAUUCCUCCUCACCCCAGGGCUCCACGCGUGGAGAUGGGGAAAGUAACUGCGAUGAGGAUGAUGAUGAACUUGCCAAGGACAGCAAGUACAAUAAAGAAAUAUUCACUGUUGCUGCCACCAAAGAGCUUGGACUCGUUUUGAAGCGCAGCUCAGCAGAUGCCUCCUUGCUUCAGAAAGAGACAAGACCUGCUGUUGUCACUCUGGAUAUUAAUAUGAGUGGAUCUAAAAUUAUUGAACUUUCCAAAGGUCAGGGCCUGAUUCACCCCAGCCUGAGCAGCAUUCUUGGAGAAGAUCACCCCCCACCUCACCCACCUUGUGCUCCAAGUCCACCUUUACCUAAAGACUCAUUGAACCCACCUACCCCUAGUGUCUAUCUUGACAACAAAAAAGAUGCUUUUUCCAUCCAAUUGCAGCAAUUUUGUCACCAGCAGCCUGUAGUAGUCAUUCGUGGAAUAGCUGGUGCUUUAAAAUUAGAUUUAGGUUUAUUUUCUACCAAGUCCUUAGUUGAAGCUAAUCCUGAUCAUCCUGUGGAAGUAAGAACACAGAAGCAGCAAGCCCCUGAUGAAAACUUUGACAACAAUGGUAAAAGGUUAUGGUAUUGUGAUAGUACAAGGGGAGUAACAACAGUGGCUAAAUAUGCUCAGUAUCAAGCUUCUUCAUUUCAGGAGUCAUUGAGGGAGGAACAAGAGAAAAGUAAAGGAGUUGUAAAAGACUCUGACAGUGAUUCUAAUUCCUCAUUAACUUCUAAAAGGAGAAAGUUUAAAACCAUCAAAUUUGGGACCAAUGUUGAUCUUUCUGAUGAGAAGAAAUGGAGAGUACAACUGCAUGAGCUGACCAAGCUACCAUCCUUUGCUCGAGUUGUAUCAGGGAACAACAUGCUCAGUCAUGUAGGACAUAGCAUUCUGGGCAUGAACACAGUCCAGUUGUAUAUGAAAGUACCUGGCUCCAGAACUCCAGGCCAUCAAGAGAACAACAAUUUCUGCUCAGUCAACAUCAACAUAGGACCAGGAGAUUGUGAGUGGUUCUCUGUUCCUGAACAAUAUUGGGGAGUCAUUCAGGACAUGUGUGAAAGGAAUGGAGUAAACUACCUGCAUGGCUCAUGGUGGCCCAUCUUGGAAGAUCUAUAUGAGGAAGAUGUACCUGUUUACAGAUUCAUCCAAAAACCUGGUGACCUUGUGUGGAUAGGACCAGGCACUGUGCAUUGGGUUCAGGCCAUUGGUUGGUGUAACAAUAUAGCUUGGAAUGUCGGGCCUCUGACCUACCGCCAGUACAUCCUAGGUGUGGAGAGGUAUGAAUACAACAAGCUUCAAAGCUACAAGUCCAUUGUACCAAUGAUCACCUUGUCCUGGAACCUCGCUCAGAAUGUUGGAUUCUCAGACCCAAAACUUUAUAAUGCUAUCAAGACUACCUUAAUGAGAUCUUUGCGCCAGGUUCGAAUGACACUAGACUUUGUUGAAGAUCUCAAGAAAGAAGUGAAAUGGCAUGGCCGAACAUCUGAUGAGCCAGCCCAUUACUGUGAAGAAUGUGAGAUUGAAGUUUUUAACAUUCUCUUUGUGACUGAAUGUGAUGGACAGUUUCUAGUCCACUGUCAGGACUGUGCUCGCAAGGCCAGUCCAACCCUCAACAACUUUGUUGUACUCAACCAGUAUACAUUAGAUGAGCUGAUCCAAAUCUAUGACCGGUUUAAAAUACACACAGAUCCCAUUGCGUCUGAAGGAACAUCUAGCUCAGAAGCAAAAGUAUCAGUGACUUCCCCUAUGUUAGCAAUCAUUCCCAUCUCUCCCAGCAAAGACACUAAGCUUAAUUCUGCUUUCUCCCAGCCCCAUCCUUACCCUGUUAGCAUUUGGCCUAAAAAGAAGGGGAGGGCAAAGCUUAGCUCUAAGUAAAGCCCCAUCAGGGUCACCAACAUUCCAUAUUUGGUAUGGGAAUGUACAGUUGAUCUAAAAGAAAGACAUCUUCAGAAAAAGAAACAAGACUGGCCCUGAGCUAUUUUUUGAAUAGUCCCACUGGUGCUUGUAGACCCCCUCCAGCUUACUGUCUCAAGUUGCUCUCCAACCAUCGUCUUAAUAGGUCCACAUUUGUUCAUUAGUACAAGUUUUUAAAUAUCAUUUGAACUUUGCAUCAUUUCACUUCUAGUUAUUUAGUCAGCAUUAUCCAAUGCCUUCCUUAGUUUAGUUGAAAUAAUAAUGGUUUGCUAGAUAGUGAUUAGACUUUUCAAUGUUGUACAUGAGACCAGUACAUAGAAAGGAUAUGGGGGCUAUUUUAGAGAGCUACUGAUUGCAAAGGUACUAGUGUCAAAUGCUAGUCUAGUUGGUGUACAUUUUAGAAAUGUGUAUUCUUUCCAGUGCUACAUGGUAUCGCUAAAGACAGAAUGGUUGGGAUAGAAUGGUUAUCUGACACCAUUAUAGACAGAUGGUAUGAGACUUCAUUUUGCCCCUGACACUGGUUCCGGCAGAAUACCUAGAUCAUACAUGGUGACCUGACACCAUUUAAAAUAAAAUAGGUAUAUGCCUCUGGUUUAGACAGAUUGAGUACCUGAGACCGGUUGAAACAAAAUGAGUACCUGAGACCGGUUGAAACAAAAUGAGUACCUGUUCCAGUAUGGACAAAAUGAGUACUUUGCUUUUUGGUUUUGGACAGUAAGAGAAGCACUGCCGGUUUGGACAGGAUGAAUGUUAAGCCGGUUGGUAAAAACUUUUCUCUGGCUCAAAAGGAGUGUGUAUCAUUAUUUGGAGAUCAUUGGGCCCCAUUAGAUUGUAAUGUCCAAAUAUUUUGCUAUAAUUAGUAACUUCUCCCAGCUUCUUCAAACAUUUCACUUGGAUAGAUCUAUGGAGAUCUUGAUCAUGUCUAUCAACAUUAGAUAGGAUGUCCAAAAGGUUAUUUCAAAUUCUAAUCUAGCUGGCAAAGAUUUAGUUGACUCCCAGACUCUCUCCCCCUCCAUUUGUGGAAAAAUGUUGGGCCAUUUGGUGUGCCAUAUAAACUUAGAAUCAGCUGCUCUCCAAAGUCUGAAUACAAUGUUCAAUGCAUAAUGAAAGAUACAGGCACAGAUUAUUUUCCAAAGGAAAUCUGUAAUGGUGGUCAGUAAUCAGUACUUCCAUGUCUGUGAUUGGUUAGAGAAGAGCACUCUUUGAGCUGAAUGACACUAUCCCACCUUGUCCUGACUUGUGUAAGCUAUGAAUACAACACAUAUCUGUGAAUGGUUUGUUUAAUAAACUAAUAUGUCAACAAUGACAAACUGAUGGUCGUAAUGUCCUGGUUUUAUUUAUUUCAAUAUUUUUAAUGUAUUGUUUUUAACUAAGAUUCAAUGAUUUGACAUAAUGGCCACAUAAAAGCAGAUAGAUAUUUUUAUGCCUUGAUCUAAGAUUUGAUUUAGUGACAAGUCUGGGGGUGUGAAUGUUUUCAAAUGCUGCUCGGAUCUUUGGCUUAACCUUAGUCCCUUGGAUGUCUGAGUGGAUGUUUUAUAUUUUAUAAAUAAGAACUUUGCUCAAUUCUUUAGCAGACAUCUUUUUUAAUCUGUAAAUUAUUUUAUUUAGAUUAUUAUUAUAACUUUUAUUAUUACAACUAUUUUUUAAAUUGUUCAUUACCUCAUGAUAAAAUGCUAAACUGACAUAGUGACAUUGAUUAGUUUAGCUUGGAAAGAAAUGAUUCAUUGUAACAGGAGCCUGUUCAACCAAGUGCCCUGGGCAUCUUUAGGUCAUACAGUACUGCUUAUAUUCUAGUGAAUGAGCUAGCCUUCUUGUAUAAGGUGUUUUUUUUUUUAAGAUUUGUAUUAUUUUUGCUGGUACUAUUUAUUUAUUCCGUUGUAUGGUCAAAUAAAAGUUAUUUAUUAAUUCUAUUGUAUGGUUAAUAUAAGUUAUUUAUUCUUCUGAUAGAAAACAUAAUGGCUGGGUGUCAGUUUGUCUGUGCAUGAAGCUGAUAUGUUUAGUCAGGUAUUCUUUGAAUCACAUUGUAACUGAUACACUGUCAGCUUAUGGAGAUAUUGACUUAAAUGUCCAUUGUAUUUAUUUUUUUUUUUUAGCACCAACACAUCAGCCUCAUUGCCUCCCCUCCCCCCCCCCCCAACACAAACACUCACACAAAUUGAUAACAAUUCUGACAAAUGGCAUUUUUUUUUUCUUUCAAAUCUUCUGUGGCAGCAUAAAUUACAAUCUAGCUGUACAGGCCAAAUGGCAUAAACCAUCAAAGACUUGUAUAUUAUCAUGAAUCACCAUUGAUAAACAAUAAAGUCAAGUUCGACUAUUUCAACUGACAUGUCUGCUUAUAUUCUCAAGUUGCUCUUAAAUUAUUUAUUUGAAUUGAAUGGUCAGUAUGUUUUUAACAGCAGACUGUAUUACGCACAAUAGUUUGAUUUGAUCUACAUAGAUGUCAUUAUUUAUUGCCUUUAUAUUUGACCAGCCAGUGAAUGUUUCGACACAAGUUUUUACAUCCUAAAAUCUGUAUGGACCUAUAUUUUUAAAGUUUUAGGGCAAUGCUUAUUACAAAUUUUUCUUUAAAUCUACCUAGAUAUAUAGUUUAUGGUAUUUUAAUGCCCAAAUUUGUGAAUGAAUCUGUGAAAAUGUUGCUUUUAUUGGAACAGAUGGAACUUUUGAAUGACUGGUUGCUAGAACAUUUAUAAUUGAGGGGGAAAAAAAGGCAAUCAGCACAACAUUUGAGAUUUUCUGUUUGCUUGAAUUCAGCACAGAAACUGAUCUAAAGCGGAUUGCACACCUUGAGUUUCCCCCACUUUGAAAUGACAAAUUGACUUCUUAUUGGUUAGAGAUUUGAUGAACUCUUGUUCUACUGUUUUAGCAGCAAAGAGUGAAGUGGAACUCUCUCUUGCUCAUUGUAACCUGUUGUAAAUAGAUGUAAAUAAGUCCACUCAUUGAAAUGGAACCUACUAACAGUGGACACAUGGUAUGAGAGUGACCCUCCCCCCCCCCCCCCCUUUAUUUGAUCUCAUUUUCUUCAUAUUAAGCCAUAGGAGUCUUUUUCCAAAAUAUUUUGGUUGACUCCCCCCUACUGCAUGUGGAUAGGAUUUAGUGCAGCAACUAACUGGUCAAUUCAUUCUAUUUGUACUGUUAUGUUCAAUGUCAUGUGACAAUUUAUGAAUAUAUGGUAGGUGAGUGCCUCUAGAUAAUUUGAGGGAACCUCUAGUGUUACUCUUUAAAAAUAUUUCUACUAUUUAUUAAAUCAAAGUAGGUUUUAGUUUGAAAGCUAUCUCUUCGUUAAUAGAGAAGACAGUGUGUGUGUGUGUGUCCAAACACUUCUCGUACAGUUUGUAGAUUUCUCUUGAAACUUUGUACAGCAUGACCUUCACCUCAACUGUGCAUCACUUUUGUUUUGAAAUGUCUUUUCCAUGUUUUGUUUUUUCAAAUCACGUUUAUAAAAUUGAAAUAUUUUUUUAAGGUAGAAUUUCUAUAAUGAUAAAUUUGUAAUCAGAAACAAAUCAAACAAAUCAAUCACUGAUCAAUUAUUUCUGUAGGCUCUACUUGCUCUGUGUCAUUCAAAAUAAAAUGUUUCAAUGCCUAUCACUGUACUUUUUUUUUUUUACCAUGACAUUUUUCUUCUGUUUUUUUUGUUUUGAGGUGAACGAAAAUAAAAUAUGUAUAUCUUAAAA